Messenger RNA from Aspergillus brunneoviolaceus CBS 621.78, 507 nucleotides. RefSeq lists its product as uncharacterized. NCBI's taxonomy places the organism in Eukaryota, Fungi, Ascomycota, Eurotiomycetes, Eurotiales, Aspergillaceae. The transcript has 2 exons. Bases 1 to 507 code for a protein of 168 amino acids. The record is from RefSeq and is a predicted model, not a curated record.
AUGCCGUCUUCUGAAAUAAGCUCUUCCUCGUCCACGUCUUAUUUCUAUUCCCAGUUCUUCCUGCCUGAUCUCGUCUGCUCCCUACAGCCACCAACACCGCUGCCUCUGCUCUCUCCUCCUACCGAAUCAGUUGCACCGGGAUCUACUGAUAUCGUUAAAAUGGCCGAGUCAAUUACCAGCCUCCCGGACAGCCGCCCCACCGGCGGCCGCAAGAACAGCACCAGCAAAGACCACCCAGAGGACGAGCUGGACUCCUCCGCCCCUUCUGCAGCCGAGAACCUCCCGACGGACCCCCCUGCCGCUGCCGCCGCUGCCGCCGCCGCUGCCGCCACCAACACCACAUCCCAGGGCCUGGUGCCGAACAGCGGGAUGAAGGCGCCCGGGCCCACGCAGGAGGAGGACGGCAAGGAGAGUCUCCGGAUCCGGAUCCAUUUGAAUCUCCACGCAAAGGUCAAGUUGGAGUUGGAUGCGCAGCUUUAUGGGGAUGUUGUGAUUGGGUUGUUGUGA